Molecule: messenger RNA, 642 nt
Organism: Dibothriocephalus latus
Lineage: Eukaryota; Metazoa; Platyhelminthes; Cestoda; Diphyllobothriidea; Diphyllobothriidae
Source: the annotation of a GenBank genome assembly
CCUGACUCUGGCCAGCCGGAGAAAAUUGUUGUUGGUGUUUUGAACAUUCUGGGCGAGAAGUUCGGCUAUGAGUUAAACAGCAAGGGCUACAAAGUUCUUCCUCCCUACCUUCGUCUCAUCCAGGGCGAUGGCGUUAAUCUCGAAAGUUUGGGUAAAAUACUGGAGUCGGUGAAAAAGGCUGGCUGGAGUACUGUCAACGUAUCCUUCGGCAGCGGGGGAGCACUCCUGCAGCGACUAAACCGGGACACUCAAAAGUGCGCCUUUAAGUGCAGCCACACAGUGGUAAAUGGAAAGCAGGUAUAUGCUCUUUCUCCCCACCACCAUAUUAAAGGCCUUAUUUCAUUCAUACUGAGGCUGUCCCAAUUUUCUUCAAACGUCAAUGUAUGCAAGCAUCCCAUAACUGACCCUCAGAAGACCUCUAAGAAGGGUCGUCUUUGCCUUCUCCGCUCGUCUUCAGAGAAUGGAUACAUAACCAUGGAGGAGGGCCUUGGAGAUCUGGAAAAGGACCUGCUUAUUCCGGUGUUUGAGAACGGUCACCUCUUGAGAGAGUACACCUUCGAUGAGAUCCGCGAGCGCGCAGAACUUCCGGAAGUCAAACGACUACGAGAUGUAAACUUCAAAAAUUCGACCAAUUCUUCAUGA